Messenger RNA from Paraphaeosphaeria sporulosa, 1002 nucleotides. Its product is annotated as pectin lyase-like protein. Bases 1 to 1002 code for a protein of 333 amino acids. NCBI's taxonomy places the organism in Eukaryota, Fungi, Ascomycota, Dothideomycetes, Pleosporales, Didymosphaeriaceae. Gene Ontology annotation, molecular function: pectate lyase activity. The record is from RefSeq and is a predicted model, not a curated record. The transcript has 3 exons.
AUGAAGCUCUCCGUCUUUGCCCUCAGUACAUCCCUCCUCGGCGCCUCCGCGCGUCCGAAAGCUUCAGAUUAUAGCCUUGCCGGCUUCGCAAAAGACAACCCGCUCGGCGUAACGACCGGCGGCGCGGGCGGCGAGACCAUAACAGUCACCACGCCCGCAGCCCUCAAGGCAGCCAUCGCAGAUACAGCCCCGCGCACCAUCUACCUGACUGGUAACUUCACCCUCACCGGACGCCUCUCCAUCGGCCCCAACAAGUCCCUCAUCGGCACCGGCCCCGGGGCGAACAUCCUCGCCAACGGCUUCAACAUCAAGUCCGUGUCCAAUGUGAUCAUUCGCAACAUUGGCAUCCGAGGGAUCACGGGCAAUGACGGAAUAACCAUACAGAACAGCACGCGUGUAUGGAUCGACCACAAUGAGUUCGAGAGCGGGGGUUUCCCUGCGAACGGGCCGGAUGCGUAUGACGGGCAGUGCGACAUUAUACGGGCGAGUGACUGGAUUACGGUGAGCUGGAAUUACUUCCAUGAUCAUUGGAAGAGUAGUUUGGUGGGUAAUAGCGAUGCGUUGAGGGACGUUGAUCAGGGGCAUUUGCACGUCACGUAUCACCACAAUUACUGGCGCAACGAGGGCACGCGCGGCCCAGCUGGGCGCUUCGGACACCAACAUGUAUACAACAACUUGUAUGAGGACUACCUUUUCCAGGCUAUACACAGUCGCAGUGACAAUCAGGUCCUUGUCGAAGGUAAUGUGUUCCGCGGGAACACAAGCGAGGCGCUGUCGACGUAUGGACUGGUCAUUCCAAAUGACAGUCCGAAUACGAGUCCUGACGGGGACUACGAGCUAGAUGGGUUUGCGAAUCUGGGCGCAAAAAAUGAUUGGGGUCCUGCAAGUAUCAAUAUUACUAGGGUUGGAAACUUCACUAAGGCGCCGUACAAGUAUACUCUCACGGCGCUGGGCGACGUUGAAAAGGUAGUCAAGGCUGGCGCAGGCCUUGGGAAGAUUUAG